UCUUUUUGGCUCUUCAGUAGCCACUGAAGUCUGCUGGUUUAUCUAGUGGACCCACACCUAACCUAACCUAAAGGAAAAAUGGCGAAAGCGGGAGGAGAAAAUCUCCGCUGGGAACCUUUGAGAACGCGAUAUCAAAGUAUCUCUUGUACUCAGACAGAAACCCUCCAUAAUUUCACAGGCCACUCAAGUAGCAAAUGCAAAAAAUGUCAGCUUCUAGAGUAGAUGUCGUCAAAAUAUACAAGGGCUUAGACGGUGUCUGUCUCGAUCAGACAGCCGUUUCGACGGUCGGCGGCAAGCAUGAGGCUGGACUCACCUAUCGUGGAUACGCCAUCGAGGACUUGGCGAGCAAAUGCUGUUUCGAACAAGUCGCCCACUUGCUCAUACGAGGAUCACUUCCUUUGACAAUAAGGCUGACAAAGUAUAUUGUGCUAGUUCCUUUGCCUUUGUUUCCGUUUACUUACAUCAGCGGGGAGAAAUCGUCAGGGAAAUCUUAGGCAGAUUGCCGAGUAGAUUCGAGUCGUCACAUCAGGGAAACAAGGCCUGGCCCUCAGCGACCCACUUCUAACCCACAAACCCGCAGCCGAAGCCUACACCUCAAAGCUCGCUUCCUAUCGAGCUUUGAGUCCUGGAGUGAAGAAGAUGCUAGAACUACUCCCCGCCUCAGCGCAUCCUAUGGACGUCCAACGGACAGCCGGUAGCAUGCUAGGUUGUACAGCGAAAGCGCCUAGUGGAGACGAUUUAGAUGACGCUCAGGGCAUCUCUGAGGUUUUGAUUGCACAAUUAACCUCAGCUCUUUGCUAUUGGCACCACUUUGCUACGAAUGGCGUCAGAAUCGAACCCGACGUUGAUCCGAAAUGCACCCUGGCUGAAGCAUUCUUGAGGAUGCUCAAGCAGACUAAGGAUGUGGAUCCGAUGCAUGUACUUUUUACUCUGAUUUUUGAAAAAAUCCUGUAGUCGUUACUGCUUGAUGUAGUGUCGUUUCACGUUGAUUUUGGUCUUGAUACAAAUACAACCUUAACCAUACAUCAAAAUAUAAAAAAAAAGAACUUUAACUUACCAGAUCCGCACUGUCGAUGCAGCUUUUAUCCUGUACGCGGAGCAUGACUUUAACGCGUCCACCUUCACUGCCAGAGUGAUCACGAGCACGCUCUCGGACACUUACAUUAAGACACGUAAAAGUUGUUUUUGAAGAUCAUACACUUACACUGAUCACUUUCUACAAUAAUUUCAAAGGACUACAACUUGGAUUGAGUACUUACUUGAGUACUACUUUGACAUCACAUACAUUGUGGAAGAAAGCCGCACCAAAUUCGGUCCUCUCCUUGGUUCCUUUGUUUCCUAGAUCCCAUAACUUCUAAAACAAGUGCUGUCUCUGGAGCUAUUGGAGCCUUGAGGGGGCCUCUACACGGAGGUGCGAAUGAAGCAGUGAUGCAUUUGUUGAAGCCGAUGAAGAGUGUAGACGAUGCAAAACAACAAGUUCAAGACAAACUCAGCAAGAAGCAACUUAUCAUGGUUAUGCUGGCAUAUGAAGACGGUGAACGAAGUAGAAGUCCUGAGAUGGUGAAGUUUGAUGCUUUUGUACCACUUCUACAGAGCCUCUCGUUCCGCUUCUAUGAUCCAUGCGCCUCUAACUUUUGUUUCGGCCACCGAAUCUACAAAAACGGCGACCCUAGGAACAAGAUCUUCAAGGAACUCAGCCGUAGUCUAGCUACAAGAAGCGGCGCGCCAUCAUCUGCGAAGUUGUUAUUCGACUGCAGUGAAGCUAUUGAGACCAUGAUGGAGACCAAAAACAAGUACCCCAACGCAGACUUUUAUGCGGCCAGUGCCUAUUUUCAAUGCGGCAUUCCGAUUCCAUUCUUUACGCCAUUGUUUGUGGUCGCAAGAACAGCAGGGUGGUGCGCACACAUCCUAGAGCAGCGACAUGGGAAUAAGAUCAUUCGGCCCACAUCGCACUAUGUAGGUCCACCGAAGCAGGCAUUGCCAGAGAGCUUGUGCUUCUUCACAUCCUCGAAAUUGUGAUUCAAGUUACUAGACUUUUCCAACAAGAAUGUUUUUUCCAACAAGAUGAAUGAAAGAACCAACAUGAUUCAUCUCCUCGCUGAAGAUGUUGCCUCAGGCACACGAGACACAAUUUUCCUGCGCUGUCUUGCAUACUUCAAGCCACCAACGAACACGACUAGCGAAACAGUCGAACGUCUCAUCUUCUUUAUGACCAAAGUAAGUGUAUCGCUUCCUUGUGCGACACUACAGUUUUACUGCGCGAUGCCUGGCGCAUGCAAGCCGUCCUCAAACUAACACGCU
Molecule: messenger RNA, 2301 nt
Organism: Amoebophrya sp. A25
Lineage: Eukaryota; Dinophyceae; Syndiniales; Amoebophryaceae
Source: the annotation of a GenBank genome assembly